AGAUCUAUUUAAAUACUUGCAAAGUUGGCAAGUGGUCCACGUUACACGUUUUUUCGUUGAAAAUAUUUUAAACUUACCUGUAGCUUAGUGAGUUAGUUGCUACUUGACUCUUAACAUGCAAAAAGUGAUGCAUAUUUCGGCUUAACUUCAUUUUGGAAAAAGUGCUUAAAUUUUUUUUCACAAUUUCGAAAAGUGACAUACUUAAUAAUCAGUGUCGAAGGAAAAUUUUUCAACCGAACUUCUAACAGAAAACAGUUGAUAGUUACAGCCCUUCGGGGCCUCGGAUAACAGUGCCAACUACCAACUAGUUCAAUUUAACGAUAUAAAUACACGACUGAAAUAUGGAACAAUUCGAGCAACUACUUACAUGUGCCAUCUGCUUAGACCGCUAUAGAAACCCCAAGCUUUUACCAUGUCAGCAUAGUUUUUGUAUGGAGCCUUGUUUGGAAGGGCUAGUUGAUUACGUUAGAAGACAGAUAAAAUGUCCAGAAUGCCGCGCAGAGCACAGAAUACCGUACAACGGAGUCCAAGGAUUUCCGACAAAUGUCACCCUUCAACGUUUUCUAGAAUUACACAUCGAAAUAACGGGAGAAUUACCCGAUCCAACAAGCGGCCAAAUAAUGGAAAGAUGCAACGUGUGUUCGGAAAAAGCUUAUUGCAGCUUUUGUUCCCAUUGCGAUAAAAAAAUAUGUGAAGAAUGUAAAGGGGCACACAUGGAAAUACUACGAAGGGAAAUUUCCAGGAUAAACAAUCAAAUCAGACGAGGAAUUCAUAGGUUACAAGAUACGUUAACUUUAGUGGAAAAAAAUGCGCAAAGUAUGCAAAGUAAUUGUCUGUCAGUUGGUGAAGAAGUUGAAGAAAUAUAUAGAAGGCUAAAUAAAGCACUAAAAGAUCGUACUGAAUAUUUAAGAGGUGAAUUGGAUCGGUACUUGGGUACUGAAUUAAGAAGCUUAACAACUUUGAAAGAAAACCUGGAACAAGAAGUUUCUAAUAUCUUGAGUAACUGCGAUUUAGCUGACAAGCAUAUGAACGAAAAUGUUGAUAUAUGGGACGAUUGUGAACUGAUGGAUGCUAAAGAAAUAUUUUUAAAGACUGUAGAGUUUAUCAGAAAUUUUGAAUACGAAAAUACAGAUUACAGUAGAAAAGUGAGAUUAAUUUUAGCACAUGAUCCUAAUCAAUUGGUGCUUCACGUUGCUGGUUUCGGAGAGUUAAACUUACCCACACAAUCGCACUUCGGUCAAUCUUCUGGUCUACUUCAACCACCAGGACCUGGAUUAAUGAGAUCUAAGAGUGAUCACAGACUAGCGUCUCAGUUUAGACAACAGGAAGAACGAGGUUACGGAGAUCGAAGUUAUGGGGAUGAAGAUCAAGUUUUAAGCGGUAGAAAAUUUGGAGAGAGACCGAAAAGUACGGGCGAUAGCCGAUACGGACGGGGUGAUUAUGGGGAUGAUUAUGAUCACGAUAGUAGACCCACUAGAUCGAAAUAUAGCAGAUUCAGGAGACAUCAACCAACCGAUAACGAUUCUGAUACCGAACAAACUUCUAGAGUCAGAUUCAAUGAGCAUAAAGAAAGAGAAAAAGCGUUUGAUACGGAAGACGCAUCUAGAGGUCCUCUUAGUGGAAUCACUAGACUUGCAGACUCACCUAGGGUAAUGAAAAAAAUGCAGGAGUGGGAGACCGGAAAAUUGAAGAAAAAAGAAGAAGCUCCACCUCCUGCUCCAACCCAACCGAAAGUUGUACCCAAAAGACCACCUCCGCCUGCCGUAAGGCAAGUUAGCGAAGAAGACGAGAUAUCUAGAAUAAAGAAACAAAACAAAGGGGCAACUACAUCUACGGAAAAUACUACAGAGACAGCCAGAUCUGCUGCAGAAGAAAGGCAAAGGAAAACACCAGCCCCCGAGGCUGCCUCCAGCGCCGAAGAAAGCGAAGAAUCUUUGAGCUCUCUUCAACAAAGCCAAAGAAAAACGCCAACAAAGGCUACCGUACCAGUCACAACUAGACGACCAUCGGACGCAGGCCAUAAAAAAUCCACAAGAUCGGCUAGCUCCGAUUCGAAUACUUCUUCUGAAUCUUCAACAUCUUCAAGCGCUGUUCGAAAUACUGGAGCUUCAUUUACGACAGACGAAGUAAAGAAGAAGAUUCUCUCUAAAGUAGAACCGACCAAUACAAGUAAAAAAGUAUCUUCGCCAGUCCAAAACAAACCUUUCCAAAGUAGAUUUUUACAAAAUAAAAAUACAACAACUCCAAAAGAAAAAGAGGAAGAAACGGAAACAUCUUCGGAAGAAGAAGAAGAGACCGAAACUGAAGAAGAAGAAACCGAUGAAGACACUCAAAAAAACGAUAACAAAGAACUAGCAAAAUCUGAUAUAGGUCCACUUUUGGCCAGAAGCGCCAAUGCAAGAGAUAAUAGUGUCGAAAGUACUCGUAGAAAGAGUAGGGACGAAGCUGAAUCUCCGAUAAAAACUAGGUACGGCGUUACCAAGGAUGAACCAUCGAAAUAUACAAGAAGCAGGACCGCGACCGUCGUAGAAGACGAAACUCCGAGAUAUACAAGAAGCAGAACUUCGACUGUCGCUGAGGAGGAACCGUCAAGGUAUGGUUAUACCAGUAGAUUUUUAAGUAAAAGCAAAAGCUCCGCUGCUAUACCGCCCGAAGAUGAUGACUAUAACAGCUCGAGAUAUGGCUCAGCAGCAGAUGAUAUCGAUAGUAAAUACCCAGCAAGUGGUCGUUCUCGUUACAUGGCAUUAAAAGAACGCAGACAACGUUUAGCGAGAAGCAAAAGUAGCCAACAGUUUGGCGAUGAAGAUGAUACCGAAGAACCAGUUUCGCCAACCACCUCCAACCCUUCAGCUUAUCUAGCUUCGAAAGGAUACGGCUCUUCGUCAUCAGCUCAUGACCUCGCAAGAAGCCGUUCCUCUCACACCUUGAAAUCGAGGGAUAACUCUCCAGAUCGUUCUACAGCUUCUGCUGCAGAAAAAGAUGGAGCCGCUUUAAGUUCCUGGGCAAGAUAUCUGAAAAGCAAAUACGGUAAUCGAAGUGGUGCCAAAGACAAGGAUGUUACCUCCAGUGGGAGUACGCCUUCGGCAAGUAGCUCUGGAGCGGCAAGAAGAUUGUCAUUAGGACUGCCUUUAAGAUCUUCAACUGAAUUAGCGAGUUCUGAUGACGAUUCAAAAAACAUGCAAGGCUCCCCCACUACCCCUACAGCAGCUAUGGCAGUAGCAGGUAUCGCCCAAGCAGUGGCAGGUACCACCCCUAAAAGCCAGUAUCUCCAAAAGUGCGAGCAGCUGUUUCAAAUAGGUAGUCGGGGGAGCGAAGCCGGAUGCUUCACGUGGCCGCGUGGCGUUGCCGUCGGUCCGGACAAUACCAUCGUCGUCGCUGAUUCCUCCAAUCACAGAGUACAAGUUUUCGAUGCUAACGGACGUUUCAUCAAAGAAUUCGGUCAAUAUGGCAACAAGGAAGGAGAGUUCGAUUGUCUUGCUGGAGUUGCUGUUAAUCGUAUUGGACAAUAUAUUAUUGCUGAUAGAUAUAACCAUAGGAUACAGGUUUUUGAUCCAUCUGGAAGAUUUUUGCGAGCAUUUGGAAGCCAAGGGAGUGCGGAUGGCCGUUUCAAUUAUCCUUGGGGUAUUACUACAGAUGCACUGGGAUUUAUUUAUGUGUGCGAUAAGGAAAACCAUAGAGUUCAGGUUUUCCAAUCGGAUGGAACAUUUGUAGGAAAAUUCGGUUCAAUGGGUAACAAAGAAGGUCAACUAGAACAUCCCCAUUAUAUCGCCGUCUCAAAUACUAAUAGAGUCGUCGUUUCUGAUUCAAACAAUCACAGAAUCCAAAUAUUCGAUGUUAACGGUAAAGUUUUAACGUCAUUCGGAUCUGAAGGUUCCGAAGAAGGUCAAUUCAAAUUUCCAAGAGGAGUGGCCGUUGAUGAUCAAGGUUAUAUAUGUGUAGCCGAUUCUGGAAACAACAGAAUUCAAAUAUUCAACCCCGAUGGCAGUUUUCUAAAAGCUUUUGGUUGUUGGGGUAUUAGUAAAGGCGAGUUUAAAGGACUUGAAGGAGUAGCCAUGACAUCAAAUGGACAUAUUCUGGUGUGUGAUCGAGAAAAUCAUAGGAUACAAGUUUUUUAAAAAGAGUUUUUUUGGAUUUAACUGAUAUAACUUUUUCAAAAUAAAGUGUGUUUAACCGCCAAUAAAUCUAUUUGCAUUUC
Molecule: messenger RNA, 4195 nt
Organism: Diorhabda carinulata
Lineage: Eukaryota; Metazoa; Arthropoda; Insecta; Coleoptera; Chrysomelidae
Product: RING finger protein nhl-1
Exons: 10
Coding region: 342-4115 (1257 amino acids)
Biological process (GO): proteasome-mediated ubiquitin-dependent protein catabolic process; negative regulation of translation; protein polyubiquitination
Molecular function (GO): zinc ion binding; translation repressor activity; ubiquitin protein ligase activity
Source: RefSeq, a predicted model, not a curated record